Messenger RNA from Gamsiella multidivaricata, 893 nucleotides. RefSeq lists its product as uncharacterized. NCBI's taxonomy places the organism in Eukaryota, Fungi, Mortierellomycota, Mortierellomycetes, Mortierellales, Mortierellaceae. The record is from RefSeq and is a predicted model, not a curated record. The transcript has 4 exons. The coding region runs from base 246 to 893 and encodes 215 amino acids.
CUCUGAGUUAAUGGACAUUAUGUCGAGAAGUUUGGGUCGGCAGCUUGACAAAGACUCAUUCGAUCAACACGAUCGUCUGGGCAAACUUACGAAAGGAGCGUACCAAUUAUGCUUAAAAACCAGUCAUGACAGGUUUAUUUUUUCUGGUCUUCGCGUCAACAAGACUCGAUGCGUCCUUCGUCCUUCUUAUCACCAUAUCCCUUUUCCCUUCUUGACACCCUCAUCUCUCUCUUCUCUUUCCCGCCAUGGCUACCUUCACCUUAUUUUGCCUCGUCAAUGGAGAGCCCGUGUUGAGGGCAUUUCCCGUCGACAUUGCCGCCAGCAGCACUGUGUCAAUCCCCGUUGUUGCUGCGCACAAACACGAGAACAUUACUUUUGACUCACUAGACCCCAAAGACCAAGAAGAACUCUCUCCAACGGACGAACUCUCUCAGGUAUUUCCACAAGAGCCAGGCGACGACAACUAUAUCAUAGUACAACGCCCGCCACCAGCAUUGAAAAGGGGUCGUGAGCAUGAUCUCGAGGAUCCAUGGAAGCGUGCUAGGAUCGACGACUGGGUGAGAUACGACGCCAAAGACGGACCCGUAUACCUGCCACCCGUUCUUAUCAGCAUGCUCAAUAGUGAAAUGUUCAUCCCUGCACCGCGCGACGAGUUCAAACAGCAAUUGGACAAUAUGCAAGUCGGUCAGCAAAUUAUUCUACCAUCGAUCGGUCAAAGUCCCAAGCAUUACGGAAAGGGCUACCAGGGAUUGUCGUUUUUUGUCACGGAGCAGAUGAUGGAGAUGUGGCGUUUGCUCUCCAGCAAUAGCAAUCGGCCGAUCAGAAGGGUCUUGUCGGGCCCAAUGGGCGUUGCGAGGCCAGGACAGCACAAGAAAUAUGUAGGCGAUUCCUAG